UCUUAAUCAACAGGCUUGAGGGAGUAGCCGCAGUCCUCUGGGACUCCUUCAGGGCAAGGAGCUGCUCCGUACUGCGCCACCCACGCUGGGGCAGAGUCUCACUUGAGCCGCCCUGGGGGCUUGUCUCCUGCAGAGGCAGUCAUGCCGUCCUUGGCGAGCCCCUGGAGUGCAUCACACACUCAUGGUCAGAAGCCUAAGCCCAUCUUCCCAUUCCCCCAAGUUCCAAGCAUGUUGGAAGUAGAAAAAAACAAAAAGCCCCCCAGGAGACGUACAUCUUCAGGAUCAGUGGGCCAGGAGUCCCCUGUGUGUGCUGACUCUCCCAUGAUCAGAGCCAAGAGCCCAGCUGUCACCCUGGUUUCUCCUGACUCCAAUUUCAGCACCAGAGCUACCAACACCUCUUGUGGACUUGACUGGGGUGUCAGGGGGUGCCUGCUGGAGACUGAGGUCAAACUUGAUUUUGGAGAUGUAGACAAGAAGGCUGGCAGUGGCCGCAGGAAGGCCAGACCCUGUGGCUCCCAGAAGGAGAGUGAGGGGAGUCUGUCCCUGCAAAGGAAGAGACCCUGUUCCCUCUCCAGUGGCUCGCCAGUCCCUUCAUCUGACCAAGUUUGCCUGGAGGAGCAGGAAGACAGUGUCCGAGGUGCACGUGUCUGCAGCAAGAGGAGGAGACCCUGCUCCCUGGGGAGGCCUGUUCUUCACCCAGCUGCCUCCCACGCAGAGUGCGAGGCCAGUCCUGAGCAGAAUGGACCAAAGAGAAAUGCCAGACUCUCUGGCCUCAAAUGUGUACUUGGACAGGAGCCUCCUGUACAGCCCAGGAAGGUGUCCAGUCGGAAGGCACAUGGACGGAGAGAGCGGGGGGAACUGGCAGGAAAGAAGUCCAGGGACCCAGUGCUCAGCUCUGGCCAGGCCCCUUCUGCCCGGGUGCUGGUCCAGGCGGCCGGUCCAGACAGGCUGAAGGUGGGCCAGCCUCUGGAGAACGAUGAGGCAACGCAAGCUGAGGUCCUCAUAGCCCGACUGGCCAGAGAGGUGCGGCGCCUCAAGAAGUGGAAGAAAAGGCAACUGCUUCCUGGCCUGGGGGAGAAGUUGCCUCUCCUGAGCCUCCAGAAGCCACUCUGCAUGAAGCAUUCCCUGGGCCCUCUGGACAUCACAGGCCAGAAGCCCGCAGUAGACAUCAGACAAUUCUUUACUUUCGACUGCAAGAACAUCUGCCGUGUCAACUGCACUCUGUGUCACACCAGCAUCAGACAGAGCAAAGUUAAGGGUCAGUCCCAAACCUUGGGCCUCCUCCGUCACUUGGUGAGUAAGCGUGGGCUGGAGAGGGAGAGACAGCCAACUGCGGCCCGCCCCGGAGAGAAGGGGUCAGGGGUGGAGGAAAAAAAGACCAGUCUGUCCCUGGGCUCCUCUGGCCUUGCCCCUGAGGAGUCCCCAUCACCAAGCCGCGGCUCAGAUGCCUCCCCCUUGGGAGACGGUGGUGGGCAGCCAGGCCUGGGCGGACCCGGGCAGCUGUCACUGGCUCCUCCACCCUUGCCUCCUCCCACCAAAGAUGAACCCACUGCUCCCCCCGUGGCUGUCAGGGAGGAGCGAGAUGGCACAUAUGCUCCCAACCAGCCCCGAGCCCAGGCCUGGAACCAAAGCAUUGCAGAGUUGCUCUGCAGCCUGGCGCUGCCACUCUCCUUUGUUUCAUCCCCGCCUUUCAAAAGGUUCAUGGCCCAAGUUGACCCUUGUUACCAUUUGCCGUCUCCAGCCUUCUUUGCUGAUAAAGCCCUGCCCCUGCUCCAUGAGGCCAUGGAUGAGCAGGUGCUUCAGGAGAUGCAGUGGGCUCAGGGCAGCUGCGUCCACCUCACCAUGUCCACAGCAGCCCGGGAUGCAGUCGUGGACUACGUGGCCAUCACUGCCCACUGGGCGGCAGUACCGCCAGGGAGCCCGCAGGUGGCGUCUGGAAGCUCGCGGAGGACAGCGGUGCUCUGGGUCCGAGGCCUGCCCGUGGAGAGCACCCAGGAGGAGAGGCAGCGGGGGCUGCGGGAGAAGGUCAGCCUGUGGCUUGGCCGCAGCUCCAUGCGACCGGGCUUCCUGGUGUCGGGCGGCUGCCCCAGCCUGGAGCAAGCAGUAGGGAUGGAGGGCUACACGCUUGUCCCUUGUUUUGGCAGCUGCCUUGACUCUCUGGUGAGAAACUUUCUGCAUCACCAUCACAGCAUUCAGAUCAUCCUGGGCACAGCCAGGGCCAUCUGCAGUCAUUUCCAAGGCUCUGCAGAGGCCCGGCGGCUGCUCACCCAGCUGCAGCGGCAGUGUGGCCUCCCAGAGCACCAGCCCUUUGGGGAGCUCGCAGCCAACUGGGUCUCUGACUACUACCUGAUGGGGUGGCUGGUGGAGCAGCAGCGACCGCUGCGAGAGUAUGCGGAGAAGCACCGGCUGGGUAAGGCCGGGAUGGCCCUGUCGGCCAUGUUCUGGAGCCUGACGAACAGCCUGGUCACCCUCCUGCAGCCCUUCCAGCUGGUGGUCCGGGAGGCGAGUGCGGCACAGGCUGCUUUAAGCCAGGUGCUGCCUCAGCUGCGCUACCUGCACAUCUUCCUAGAGCAGGUUCCCGGGCACUUCAGGGAGCAGGGAGGCAAGGAGAUGGGCGCAGCUGUCCGGCUGGCUGAAGGCUUGACCCUGCAGCUCUCCACAGACUGCCAGCUGAACGAGCUCUUCCACCGCGAGGAGCUGGUGCUGGCCACCCUGCUGGACCCCCGCUUCAAGGGGAAGAUUGAGGCCAUCUUGCCUGUGGGGGCCGACAUUGACCACUGGAAGCAGGUUCUUGUGUACAAGGUGAAAGAGAUUAUGGUGUCUGAAUGCCCCCUGCCCGCUUCACUCUCCCUGCCGAGUCCCAAGGCUGUGUGUGUGGACGCCACCCCAAGGGGCAGCAUUGCCAGGAGCCUCAGGAUUGAGGGCCAGGGCCAGAAGGAGCCUGGGCAGCAAAGUGGCAGCUCUGGGUCUUGGCUGCUGGCCCGGAGGGAGAAGAGCUUGCUGGAGCAGCUGGAACAUGUGGGGCUGCUGGCAUCCAGGGAGAGUGGAGCCUCGCUCGUCACUGAGAACCACUUGGCCAGCAUUGUUGUGCAGAAGUACCUGCAUGAGAAUGAGACGAUUGGUGCCCAGGAGGACCCUCUGACCUACUGGGAGAAAAGGCAGGAUGUCUGGCCGGCCCUGGCAAAACUGGCCACUGUCUAUCUGACCUGCCCCGCUACGGGAGCCUUGUCUAGACGUGUCUUUGCCUCCCUGGGCAGCCCUGCCCUUGUGGGACACAACUCCCCUCUCCCGGUGGAGUCAGUUGAGCAUCUCCUUUUCUUGAAGACCAACCUGGAGAAUUUCCCCAACUACACACGCCCUCCCCUGGUCUUCCCUAGUGGAGACCUGGCUGAGGGAGAGCAGAGCAGUGAGUCUGACCUCAUGGUCCACGGCCCUCAAAAUCUGCCUGUAGGGACUCGGCAGUAAAUAAGAGGAGCACGCAGAGUGGUUAUCCUAGGUCAUUAGAUAGGGACAGCCAGAAUCUUUAAACCAGUCUGGAAAGGGACAAUUUCUCAAUUCUUGACAGAUUACCUUUUUUUUUUUCAGAGAGGUGUCAUUUUUCAUCUGCUGAGUGCUUAAUCUAUUUCUAGUGGUUUUUGCACAAAAGAGAUUUCCUUGACUCAUAAGUGACCAUGAGUUGUACAAUGCAGUUUUAUAAACCGCACUGCUCUUUUGAAAUAUUGGUGGGUCUUCAGGGCUCUACCCGCAGCUCGCCUGUGUGUGUCGUGAUGCAUACCCUUAAAAGGUCUGCUUUCUUAAGAAGUGGCCAGAGACAAGAGGAGGCCUCGGCAGGUGGGAAGUCUGCUCAGCCGCCCAGAGCCUGGUAAGCUGUGGGAGAUCCUUCUGAGAUUGUCUUAGGAGGGAAGGGCAUGCAUGCACAUGGGCACGUGCCCGUCUGCUCAGGGUCUCUCCUUCUCUGGGGUCCCAGAGCGGCUGAGGCCCCUGGCUGAUGGGACUGCCCAGCCAGUGAGGGAGACUGACUGGAGGAGACCUGAGAUGGCUGGUCCUCAGAAAGCUCUCUCCUGUGGUUUGUUUCCAGGCCACUGAGAACCUGAGGGCUUCUUUCUUUCUACAGUGAAGGCAGUGUCAGGCCUGCCAGGCUCUGGGGGGCUGAGCUUCUGUCCCACCCGCAGUACCAGUGCCUCUCUUUGUCCCUGGCUCCUUUUAAAGAGCAACCCCUACCUUGAAGCAAGAAAGACCCAUUAGUAGCAGAUUGCCCAGAAUUUCCGUAGAGCGGAGAGCAGGACCUGAGCACACGGGGUCCAGGAGCUGUGGGAACCGGGUGGGAGCGGAAGGGAGAGGAGUGCUGGGGGCGCGCCUGUCAGCCCCCACGGCCCAGCUCUCCUGAGCUGCCAGCGCGCUGGGAGAGGGGCUCUGUGGGGAGGUGGGGAGAGGUAGGGUGAGGCAUCCGAGGCCUGACUUAGACUUUGGCCCUGGCUAUGGGGAUGAGCUUGGGAUACCUGUCCGCCUGCCUCCCGUGGAGGGGUUGGCAGUCGUGUGCACACUAUGGCUAAUUGACUAUAGGGCAUUUGUAAGUUACUCAGAAUGUAAGGAAGCAGGAAGAAUGAACCGUAUCCUUCCAUUCAGAGCCUCUUUUAGUACUUUGACACAUUUCAUUUUUCUGCCUUGAGACCAUGUCCUCUGUGCUACUUAUUAUGCUGUGUUUCCAUCUUAGCUACUAUAAUAGUGAUGUUUUCUCAAAUAAAGCUUUUGUAAAGAUCAUA
Molecule: messenger RNA, 4763 nt
Organism: Manis pentadactyla (Chinese pangolin)
Lineage: Eukaryota; Metazoa; Chordata; Mammalia; Pholidota; Manidae
Gene: LRRC61
Product: leucine rich repeat containing 61
Exons: 2
Coding region: 142-3465 (1107 amino acids)
Biological process (GO): outer dynein arm assembly
Cellular component (GO): cytoplasm; nucleus
Molecular function (GO): protein dimerization activity
Source: RefSeq, a predicted model, not a curated record